Molecule: messenger RNA, 866 nt
Organism: Belonocnema kinseyi
Lineage: Eukaryota; Metazoa; Arthropoda; Insecta; Hymenoptera; Cynipidae
Product: ejaculatory bulb-specific protein 3-like
Exons: 2
Coding region: 83-439 (118 amino acids)
Source: RefSeq, a predicted model, not a curated record
UUUGACACUAGGUCUCCUGUAGAAUUUAUAUUACGAAAAAACUUGCAAACGAAAUUACUUAGAGCCUUCUUCCGGGACAAAAAUGUCGGGCUUUGGCAUCUUCUUCGGUCUAGUAUUACUUGUGACUUUCGCUGCAGCUGCAGAUGAACCUACCGCAUUGUAUUCGAAUAGAUAUGAUUUUAUUAAUGUCGAUGAAAUUUUGAGUAAUGAGCGAAUUCGAAAUCAAUACUCAAAAUGCUAUUCUGGAACUGGUCCGUGUCUAACACCAGAUGCUAAAUUUUUCAAAGAUGUAUUCCCGGAAGCAAUUGGCACCCGCUGUAAAAGAUGUACCGAGAAGCAGAAGCAAAUUUUCGAAAAAAUCGUUGUCUAUUAUAUCGAAAAUGAUCCAGAGCAAUGGAAACAAAUAUUAACGCGCUCAAUUCAAGCACGCAAUUCAUAGAUUUAUUGCUUAUUGCUAUAGAAAACAGCCUAAUUAAAAAUGAAAAUUUUUAUUCUUUUUAUAUCGAAAGUAUAUAAAAAAAUUCUUAUAAAAGUAAUACAUUUUUUGCCAAACAAAUAGACAGUGUGACGUAUUACUUUUCAAUUUAUAUUUUCAAAUAAUGAGUUGUAGAAAGCUCUAAUUAUUCAAUUAGUUAUCUUAAGUAGUAUCAAUUAUGCAAAUUAUUCACUGAUUAUCACCCACUAUCUAGGAUAAGAAAUCGUAAAGAGGAAGUUAUUUGAUCUAAUCGACUCAUUUAAAUUUUCCUUGUACGUCAACAGUUAACUCUAUUUGCACCUUUGUAUCUAAUUGAUGAAAUAUUUGCAUGUAAUAUUUAUGUACAUAUGUAAAUAUGAGAACAAUCAUGGAAAUGAUAAUUUAUAGUACC